This is a messenger RNA of Scophthalmus maximus (turbot), 3646 nucleotides long. RefSeq names its product Rho family GTPase 1b (gene rnd1b). Gene Ontology annotation, molecular function: GTPase activity; GTP binding. The transcript is spliced from 5 exons. The record is from RefSeq and is a predicted model, not a curated record. Gene Ontology annotation, biological process: small GTPase-mediated signal transduction. Lineage: Eukaryota; Metazoa; Chordata; Actinopteri; Pleuronectiformes; Scophthalmidae. The coding region runs from base 1 to 906 and encodes 301 amino acids.
AUGUUGGGGAGCGGGUGGAACGCGGCGCUCCUAUUGGCUGCCGCUCGCCCGUAUAAAGAGCCGCAGUGGCAAAUUCAACGCAGACCAACUGCGGACAUCCUGCGAGAGACCCUCCGACGCCCGAGCACACUGGGACGAAUUCAGCGCCGAUUCUGCCGCUUGUUUUCGACGAGGGGACGAAAACAGACGAACAAACCGUGGAGCACCAUGAAGGAAAGGAGAAAUACACAACCGCUCGUCGUGAGAUGUAAACUGGUUCUUGUGGGAGACGUUCAAUGCGGAAAAACCGCGAUGUUGCAAGUGCUGGCGAAGGACUGUUAUCCAGAGACCUACGUGCCCACGGUAUUUGAAAACUACACAGCCUGUCUGGAGCUGGAGGAGCAGCGAGUGGAGCUCAGUCUGUGGGACACCUCAGGUUCUCCAUACUAUGACAAUGUGAGGCCCCUGUGCUACAGUGACUCGGAUGCAGUGUUGCUGUGUUUUGACAUCAGCCGUCCUGACACCGUGGACAGCAGCCUGAAGAAGUGGAAAACUGAGAUCCUAGACUUCUGUCCAAGCACACGCAUCCUACUCAUUGGCUGUAAGAUUGACCUGCGCACAGAUGUCUGCACGCUGAUGGAGCUGUCCAAUCAGAAACAGACUCCCAUCACCUAUGAGCAGGGCUCUGCUAUGGCCAAGCAGCUGGGUGCAGAGGCUUACCUGGAGUGCUCGGCGUUCACCUCGGAGAAAAGCAUCCACAGUGUGUUCCGCACCGCAGCGAUGGCCUGCAUCAACAAGCUGCAGCCCCUCCCAAAGCCCAGCCCCACCCGCCGCCUCUCCAAAAGACUUCUCCACCUGCCCAGCAAGUCGGAUUUGCUCACCUCCACCUUCAAGAAGGAGAAGGCCAAGAGCUGCUCCGUCAUGUGAGUGAAGACCUCUUAGGGUUACAGUCCUCACAUGCGACCCCCGGCCCCCUGCCUCUUUGGUCUCGGGGAAGGGGGGGUGGGCAUGAUGGUUUUAUCAGGGCUUCCUGCUGAAUCCUUCCCUCACUCCCCCGCAAACAAAACACCCCUCGGGAGAGGUGGACACCUCGCUGUCCACUUGCUCCUGAACCUUUUAGCGCACAUCCAUCUUUUUCCACUACUCUUUAUCUUGCAUUCAAACAAACAAAAUCAGUCAAGAUUUGAUCAUCAAGCUAUCUUUUUUUUUCCACCUGUAUGCAACUACAACGGUAUUACAUCUGUCCUCUUUUACUAUCUCUAGGCACAUGUUGAUUUUGUCCAAAUUGGAAAUGUGCAACGUGUGACGUUCAAUCUUGUGAUGUAAAUGCCUCCUAGACAAUUCAAUGGAUAUUUUUCUAAGUACAAAAAUAAAUCUAGCAUGAAACCAUCACGAACCAGCAAAAAAUCCUGUACAACCCUCUCAGCAAGGUGUGUGAAGUGCGAAUUGGCUCGUCGCUGGCGUCCCCAUUUAGGCCUGUGAAAGCACAGAGGCGUAGAGGGAGCAGAGCGACGAACCACCGUCAGAGCUGUUACGUAGAGGUGUUUUCUCAUUGUCUCGUGGCGAUGAGAGCAGGGAUAAGAGCUGUGAGGGCAGGCGGCUGUGCAGACAGCAGUCUAGACUAUAUCAACCUGCAUGGAUUGUUGAUGCAUGGUUGUGAAGCUCUGGGCGGCUUUCAGUGGACUAAUUGGAGGAGGCUGAAGAGUCUCGGUGUGUAUAAAACGACUGCAGAAAUCUGGACACACAAAAAAUAAAGGGAGGUGUAGCCAUGUUCCUGGUGUCUCUGCUGUCACAGCUGGAGUCUUAUUAUAAAAUACUGUGUUGACGAUGGGGCAGACACGUUUAAGCAGAUGACAAAAAAGAUGCUUGUUGCUGUGACCAGGAGCAUCAACACAAACGGUUCAACGCUGAGCUUUCGAGCUAUUUAUGAAGCUGUGGCUGGUUAUGGAUGCCAGUGCUAUGAGGCAUAUUUAACAGCAUAAUGUCACCUACCUAAUUCAGGCUCGCUGCUAAAGGGAGGAUCUGGUUUGUAAUUUCAAAUAUUCCUCAGAAGAUUUGUAGCAUUGUAUUGUUGACAGUUUUCCAACAAUUCUCAAAUGGUAUGCAGUUUUGAAAAAAAAAUCUUUAAUUUAAUUUUCCCAAAAGUAACUGAGAUUUUUUUUGACAACUAUGCCUGUGGAUUUUCUCGAAUUUCCAAUAAUCCAAUGUAGCACCCCCAACCUGACUAUUCUUCCAAGAUGACUCUAGUUUUUGUGUCGUAUUCCUCUGGUUAAUCUAUUGACCUCCAUGGAGCAGGACUUACUGUAGGCUACAGUGACUUACGGAGCAAAACAUGGACCCUUUUCUGAGCUUAAAUCUUUGGCUUCAUGGUUACGUGUGUGUGCAGCAUUGAUCUGUGUGCUUCUAACCAUAAAGCAAUAAUGAUUUAAGUGCUUGUGACGCAAGGUAACCUAUGCGGCAAUAAAGGCGGAGCUUUGUGAUUACUAUCAUGCUAUAAGUGCUCAAUGGACAUCUGACAAACACCAUCUCUGCUGUACAAAGAGGCUGCCGAUAUGUGUUUGCCCAUCAUCCUACGUGUAAGUAGCCACUGGUAUGUAAAACCAAUGUUGCAGUUAAAAGAUUGGCGUAUAAGAGGGAACAAUGUUCAGUGCGUUGGAGAUGCUCGACUUUGCUGUCAAUUUUACAUAAUCAUAACUAAAGAGUACUGAGGCAGCCGGACUUGCUUGAAUUGCUUGUGUGAGUUGACAGUGAUAUGCUUUUAAAAUUGGAAAUAUUCUUCAAAAGUCUAACAAUCAUCUUGUAAAAAGGGCUAGUGUGUGGGGAAAAAAAGGAAAUACCGUGGGACUAAGGAGAACAAGUAAACAAUUAAAAAAAAAAUGCACAGGCUGGCCCUGUCCAAAGAAAGUUAUUUUUCCAUAUUUUUCCAUAAUUCUUUUUUUUUUGUAUUUAAUAGCAUGAUGUGAGUACCAGUGUUGUUUUUAGAAAUAUCUCCCUGAGAUGGUUGUAGCGUCUGUAUGCAGCUGGGGACUUCCCCUGGUAGUCGGAGGAACUUAAAGUGGUGAUUUGCACAAAGGCUUCCAGUUCACGAUCACACACCGAAUUCCUCAGCAUUGCCUAGCAACAAUUCAGCAUAGGAAACAUGGGCUCUUGGGUUGAUUUUGUGGACAGAGGCGGCUGGCUCACAAUAUGUUAUUAUAGCAUCAGUUAUGCAUUUAUUGCCAGGCUUGUUUAAAUAAAAGAUGCAUUGAAUGCCAGGCUUGUUUGAAAAAAAAAAUUCUUGAUACUUUUGUUGGGUUGGCGCUGUGAUGCCAGGCCUUCUGACGAUGGGAUCGAUGGGCAGCUCAUGGGUAAGAUGAAAAAGACCUUGUCAGUUAAUAUGCAGCCUUUGUGUAGUAGUCAGUGUGUGGUCCAAUGGUGCAGUCAAACUCCUAAGCAUGUCCUAUUAAAGUUGUAUGAUUGUACAUACUGUCUCUUGUUUUAUAAUCACUGUAAGAUAUCUUCAAGGAUGUCACAAGAAAAUAUUGUUAUUGAUGUGAAUAUUUAUUUGGGAGCUUUUUUGUCUUUUUUUUUCCCUUUUAUUGACUGACAUGUACAUUUGUUUAGAAGAAAUUUUGAUUUCUUCUUUUUGCUGUGUUAAAUAAAGCUUGCCCUGUCCGGCACCCUUGAA